This is a messenger RNA of Austrofundulus limnaeus, 3591 nucleotides long. Its product is annotated as gap junction delta-2 protein. NCBI's taxonomy places the organism in Eukaryota, Metazoa, Chordata, Actinopteri, Cyprinodontiformes, Rivulidae. Gene Ontology annotation, cellular component: connexin complex. The record is from RefSeq and is a predicted model, not a curated record. Gene Ontology annotation, biological process: cell-cell signaling. Gene Ontology annotation, molecular function: gap junction channel activity. The transcript has 3 exons. Bases 1211 to 2200 code for a protein of 329 amino acids.
UGACAGAGAUAGAGCGAUGAGCGAGGACGAGGAGCAGAGGCUGAGAGGAGAGCACACAGAGCUCWCGAGGAGCGAACGCUGAGCCAGAGAGACUGAGAUCUGAGCACACACAAGARCAAAUAGAAAAGAAGAAGAAGAGGAAGAAGAGGAAGGAAAAGAGGAAGUGGAACAAGAUGGGAGGGAGGACAAGGGAUGCCAGAUGAUGGAGCCCAGAAAUAGGUUGCACAGGACACUCUUUCGUCCCUGCUCUCCGCAGCCGACAUGACUCUCUGGGCAUCGGAGUGUGCUGAAAUUAGCCAGUAGGACGACAGAGGACAGCAGGUCUGCAGCGAAAUGGUUCAGCCUCGCCGAAUGCAGCAAGGCAGCUGAUUUAUUACUGAGGCGCUGGGUGGCARCGUGUUUGUGUGUGUGUAGGUUUCCAUCGGUCUGUGUAGCUCUCGGAGCUGUGGGAGCGACCAUUCCUCCAGUCAUGAAGUGACAUUCAGCAGGCAGGAGCUUCGUGUUCUGGUGUGGGUCUGGAGUCCUCUGAAGGAAGUGGGAGAGAAGGAUUCAGAGCUGUCACCGUGUGUGUGUGUGUGUGUGUGUGUGUGUGUGUGUGUGUCUGUUUACAGUUCUUUUCGCUGAGGUGAGCCAAGGAAGAUCAGCUGUAUGUAGUGAGUGUGUGCUUAGGUUGGAGCAGGAAUGGCAUAMGACCCACAAUGCAAGGACAAGCAGAGUAGCACCUAUGGCAGUCUCUGAAGUACAAGGAGUGCCCUGGGAGUAGAGGGGGGCCGUGUGGUCGGGGAGAGGUAGAGAGGAAGAGGAGAGGACAGUGGAAGAAAGAGGGCUGACCAUGGCUGUCACACAGUGAGCCAUAGCAUAUGCUGUAGUGCAGAGCAGAGUGGUGCUGCAGGGGGGGGAGGACGAGCGAGCAUACUGCACUGAGGAGAGAGAGAGAGAGAGUGAGAGAAGUACAGGAGGCAGCGAGUUCAGCACCUCUCCUUCAGCAGAGUGGGACAGGCCCGGCUGGGAACGCUCAGGUCGGCGUUUAGAGGUCAGAAAGGAGCUGGUCUGGGACGGGAGUUUGGAGUACACCCCCCCCCCCCCCCCCACCCUCUCCUGGUGGUCUCUACAAGAUCACAGGCUGGUCCUGUGAGGAGAAGAGGGUAGAAGAAAGGGCCGGCUCCCUGAGUUCUGUUUCUUCAGACCGCGCUGCCAUCUUUCCAUCACCAUGGGAGAAUGGACCAUUCUGGAGAGGCUGCUGGAGGCAGCUGUCCAGCAACACUCCACCAUGAUUGGGAGGUGGCCAGACAAAGGAGACCAAAGGGAUGUCCGUGUUGCUCUGUUUCUGCUGGAUAUGAUCCUGCUGACAGUGGUGGUGAUCUUYCGCAUUCUAAUAGUUGGGAUAGUGGGCGAGAAGGUGUACGAAGACGAGCAGAUCAUGUUCAUCUGUAACACCAUGCAGCCCGGCUGCAACCAGGCCUGUUACGACAAGGCCUUCCCGAUCUCGCACAUCCGCUACUGGGUUUUCCAGAUCAUCCUGGUUUGCACACCCAGCCUGUGCUUCAUCACGUACUCUGUCCACCAGUCGGCUAAAGCACGAGACCGAAGCUAUUCUCUGCUGCACUCUCACAUGGAUCACCACGGCCACGGACACCACGGCCGCCAUCACGACCACCAUGCCCGCAAGCUUCACUCCCGCAACGUCAACGGCAUCCUGGUGCAUCCCGAAAGCAGUAAGGAGGAUCACGACAUGGAGGUCAAGGAGAUCCCCAACGGACCUCGGGGUGUCACUUCGACACACAAAAGUUCGAAAGUGAAACGGCAAGAAGGCAUUUCCCGUUUCUACGUCAUCCAGGUGGUGUUCCGCAACGCGCUGGAGAUCGGCUUCUUGGCCGGCCAGUACUUCCUGUACGGCUUCAACGUGCCAGGGAUGUUCGAGUGCGACCGCUACCCCUGCGUGAAGGAGGUGGAGUGUUACGUGUCCCGUCCGACAGAAAAAACUGUCUUCCUGGUCUUCAUGUUUGCCGUGAGCGGCAUUUGUGUGCUGCUCAACCUGGCCGAGCUCAACCACCUGGGAUGGAGGAAGAUAAAGACGGCCAUGCGAGGCGUGCAGGCUCGGAGGAAGUCCAUCUGUGAAGUGCGUAAGAAGGAUGUCUCGCACCUGUCCCAGGCCCCGAACCUGGGCAGGACCCAGUCCAGUGAGUCAGCAUAUGUCUGACAGAGGCUUCUCCGCCUGGGAGCUCGAGGACCUUUGAACUUUUGGACCAGAGCGUUUCCCCGGCCUGCUCACUAGUGCACAGAACUGGCCACUGUAUUCUUACCCAGGAGCACAGACUCACGAGUAUUUCACAAGUAGAGUUUUCAACACUUGAAGAGAAAAGAGUUACCUUCAUAAUGAAGCGACAACUGUUGAUGUUACAGCUUAAACUUAUUAUAGUGACAUUUCAGCUCUGCCUAGGCAACACUAGGUGCCUUCAGAGAACCGAAUAGAUAAAACUGAGCAAAUAUAAAUAAUAUGAAUAGUUUGAGACAGAAUAUCCUGAAGUUCCUCAUUAUUUGCCUUUGCUGUAGGUCAGGAAAAAGAUAGAGCUUAAAGCGUGUGCAUGCAUACGCAUGUGUGUUGAAAAAAGAGUUUAUAUCUGACGUAAGUCAGAAAACAGAACGAUAAGUUAAAGUAUUUAAAGAAAGAUGUUAUUUCUCAUUGUUUGAGAAAAGUCUCUGUGGAUUAAGAAGCACCUUUUUUUAAAAAAAAAAAGAAGCAAAUGCAAAAAUUACAACCAUGGAAAAGGAUUGGCAUUAACUGGAACACGUGUUUUGUUGUAGUUGCAGGAAUUUUCUUAAAAAGUCGUCAGUAUUCCCUGUGCACUUUGUUGCAUUAGAUGCCAGCUUGGAGACGACGAUGUGUAAAAGUUUAUCUCCAGCUCGGUAUUGGUGCUCCGCCUCGGCUCCCGGUGCCUAUGAGGCAUGCUGCUUACCUUCAAAAGUCAGAGAAAAGUUGAGAACUCUGUCUCUACUACAGCGUGUAAAAUGUGGCUGCUGUCAACACUUUAAGAACAGGAUUACCCACAGGCCUUUUUGGGUUAAACAGGAAGAGUAAUGUAGUCACUAACAUUUUAACGUGUAACAUCAUUUUCCUUUUUUUCCACAAGCACAUUUGGUGCCAUAUUUCAAAGUUACUGUACAUAGAUGACACUCAGCCUUCCCCCCUCACAGCUUUAUGUGAACAGAGAUUUGAACAGUUCUUAAGAGUAAUCAUAGAUUGCCAGCUUUAACAAUAUGUAUCGAUAACGUGCUCUUUGUUAUGCCUUCACUCCCUGUAAUGCAAAGCGUUUUACCCUCUUUGGACUUUGAACUAGGCAUGUUGCAGAUGCAUCGAUAGAACGGAUAGAGUAUGACAUGUAACUUGAAAAAAAAGACAGUUUUAUUUAUUUGCAUCCUGUUCCUGUAAAAUGUAUUACUCAGCAUGCAUGAAGAUGAAAAUAUAGAGACUCGGACAAUAUGGGAAAACUUCAAGUGAAAAUCGGAGAGGCGCCUCAACUGCAGCAAUAAAAGACUAUAAUAAAAAUAUUAUGUGAAGAGAACUAUGUGAAUAAAUGAUUAUGCAGUGAU